Messenger RNA from Trichoderma asperellum CBS 433.97, 1277 nucleotides. RefSeq lists its product as uncharacterized. The record is from RefSeq and is a predicted model, not a curated record. NCBI's taxonomy places the organism in Eukaryota, Fungi, Ascomycota, Sordariomycetes, Hypocreales, Hypocreaceae.
AACAAACCCAGCGCAGAUGCGGAAGGCGAUCCUCCAGAUCCCUACAAUGCAUUCCUCUUUACCGAAAUGUGUGGCGUCCCCGGCAUUACCACUCCGUGGGCGCUGCCGCAAAAUGAUCUCCAAUGGAGCGACAAUUGGUUCUAUGGCGUCAUCGUCGGCAGCCUAGCCAUGUCGAGCACCAUCUUUUUGAGAGAAUUCGUCGGCAAGUUCGUAGAGCCCAUCCACAAGGACUACUCUGCCUUUGACGAUACUCUGGCAAGCGGCAAAUCUGGGAUGCCGAUGUUCGGAUAAAUCGAGUCAAGAAAGAUGUCAAGUUGCUUGGCAACUGCGUGCAGGGCCAGUGGCGUACCGUCGGAAAUCAGUGGGUGCUCGAAUCAACGUCGACAAGCACACACGCCGAGAUCCCCUAGGAAGACGGGGGCAAAUCAUUUACGGUACGGGCCAUUGUGCAAGCAACCAUGACGAGCGCUCUGAAGCCUGUUCCAGGUACCGGAAAAUUUCACAUUGGGCAAAAUCUGCAGGUUGUGACCAAGUGGUCCAACUUUUCUAUCCAAUACGCCUUUCAUGUUACAUCAAUCUUCAACGGAACUUAUGUCGUGCAGUUGGCAUCUGUCGGCUCUACUGCCGAGCUUACAUCCAGCGUGACAUUUAAGAACAACUACAAGCCGGUUCUCACAUCCACAAUCACCGAAAGUGGUAUUCUCAUUCGGGGAAUUGGCAGUAAUCAGACGGAAGAGGAGAAGAGGAAAUGGGAUGAAUAUCAGGCGGUUCUGAUUGGCACCAUCGAAAUCAGGGUGCCUAACACAGUCGACUUCACCAUCAAAAUCAACCAGGGCUUAAACGACCAGAGAAAGUUUAUCUUCCCAGGAGGCGGCACCUUGGAUAUGAGCAACCCUAUAUUCAGCAACACUGGGGAUCUUCUGCUCGGCCUGGUUUAUCGACAAGGAAAGAUUUAGUUUUGGGACCUUUGCAGCAGCGUUUGAUUAGGCAACAGCUAGCAUUUUCAACAUCGUGUCUGAGUUCGUAUACUAGGCUCCUUGUUGUUGUGAACCCGUUAAUCCUGCAGAGACUAACUGGAGGUAUCACUUGGUUUGCUGGGUAUGUGCUUUAUAACGGAUCACCAGAUUCUAGCUUAUAUAACGAGAAGCUUCUGUUAGGUCUGUACUGUAUCGGAGUAUCCGCUUAGAUUGCGCUGUUGGGGCCUAAGAUAUAUAUGUCUGCGUGAUACACACAUGAAGUAUGUUAUCUUGAGGCUCGUUGCCUACCCUGGGAGUGGA